CAACCACCAUGACCGCCAAAGAAGACUGCGGCCACCACCUCGACGACGAACGCCGGAAAUUCUACCGCCUUAUAAUGGCAGCCAUACUCUCCGUUAUUUUCAUAAUUCUGUUCGUGAUUCUCCUCAUAUACCUCAUCCUACGCCCCUCAAAACCAAACUUCACCCUCCAAGACGUCACUCUCUACGCCUUCAAUAUCUCCACCGCCGCCACCACCGUCACCUCCAACCUCCAAAUCACGAUCUCCUCCCGCAACCCUAAUGCCCGCAUCGGGAUCUUCUACGAAAAACUUGAUGUUUACGCCACCUACCGGAGCCAACAGAUCACGCUACCAACACAAAUCCCGCCGUCGUACCAAGGCCACAAGGAUAUCACCGUUUGGUCGCCGUACCUGUAUGGAACUGAUGUUCCGGUAGCGCCGUAUCUGGUCAUGUCUUUGGCCCAGGAUGAGACCGCUGGAACUGUGCUGGUGAACGUUAAAGCUACCGGAAGAGUGAGAUGGAAAGUCGGAACUUUUGUUUCCGGCGGGUACCGGUUGAAUGUGAACUGUCCGGCGUAUAUCACGUUUGGGAACAAGAACGCUGGUUAUGCGGUUGGUCCUGCCGUUAAGUAUCAGUUGGUUGAAGGGUGUACUGUGGAUGUUUAACGUUACACUUCUUUAACGCCGUUAAAAACCGUCAUGCAAUUUUUUGAUUUUGGUAGUAUUAUGAGAAAAGAAAGCAAGGGAAAUCAAGAGGAAGGAAAUGUUGGUGAAAUUUCUAUUUUGAUCUUGUAAUAUUUUUUUUUCACAA
Cynara cardunculus var. scolymus (artichoke) is the source of this 789-nucleotide messenger RNA. Its product is annotated as NDR1/HIN1-like protein 1. Gene Ontology annotation, biological process: defense response to other organism. The record is from RefSeq and is a predicted model, not a curated record. The transcript has a single exon. The coding region runs from base 9 to 644 and encodes 211 amino acids. NCBI's taxonomy places the organism in Eukaryota, Viridiplantae, Streptophyta, Magnoliopsida, Asterales, Asteraceae.